AUAUGGUAAUUGAAACCGUGCCGUCGGAAGAAGGGCUUUGCGAGAAAAGAGCUUCGGCCGGCGGAAUAUGGAAAACGGUCACGUUCAGACUCAGCUGCGUCUGCAGGACGGCAACAGGACCGACUUGGCGGUGAGUGUGUAGAACAAUGAGCGCGUGUUUUUAGUAUACUAGACAGCUGUUUCACUUUCCGUUUGGUUGGCUCCCCCUCCCGGGCUGGCGGGCGUGUUUGCAGAGUUCGCUCCGGAAAUGUCGGCUCCUGUAGCCGCUACAAGUAAAAGCGAAGCGUUUGUGUACGUGUGUGUGGGAAGUAUACCGAACACAAACACGCUAGCUGGGUCUGCAUUGAGUGAGCUGAGCCCACUGCACAAAGGCGGUCCUUGUGCAAAGCGGCCGACAAACAAGCGGAAGCAAGCAGAACGCUCGGUAACUGAAGAAGCGUUCCAGUUGCAGGAGAGCGCGCACCUGCAGAGAGCAGGUCAGCCCCGCCGCCGGUCUCCAGCACAGCUGGUUGGCAAAGAGAAAAGAAAGUCUCCAGAUUAUAAAAUCAUCCCUCUCCCUCCACUAAUAAAGAUAGCCAACACCGUUCCAGCAGUAGGCUACUCAGCAACGACCAACACCAACCAGAACAAUAGUGAGCCGUCAUCAUCAUCCGUUGUACCCAUCCACCUGGUAUCAAAUUUGUCGCCGAUGCAAACACCAAUAGCUAAUAGCCCAUAGCACACCAUGACACCACACCAGCCCAUAGCCAAGUGAUCUGUAUCUGAAAUACAAUCCUCCAAUCCCGACACUA
This is a messenger RNA of Geodia barretti, 791 nucleotides long. Lineage: Eukaryota; Metazoa; Porifera; Demospongiae; Tetractinellida; Geodiidae. The record is from the annotation of a GenBank genome assembly.